Spizellomyces punctatus DAOM BR117 is the source of this 1374-nucleotide messenger RNA. RefSeq lists its product as uncharacterized. The transcript has 5 exons. The record is from RefSeq and is a predicted model, not a curated record. Lineage: Eukaryota; Fungi; Chytridiomycota; Chytridiomycetes; Spizellomycetales; Spizellomycetaceae. Gene Ontology annotation, molecular function: SNAP receptor activity; SNARE binding. Bases 299 to 1141 code for a protein of 280 amino acids. Gene Ontology annotation, cellular component: endomembrane system; SNARE complex; membrane. Gene Ontology annotation, biological process: Golgi to vacuole transport; intracellular protein transport; vesicle fusion.
AACCAAGUGUUCCCUGCAAGGAAGCGUUUUUGAUCUCUUUUUUAAAGCAUUGAAUUUCAUCCAAGAGAUUUUAGCGAGGGUUUUAUCCUUUGGUAUAUCUCUUUCUAUUUUCCCCUGAGCGGAUUUGCGUCACUCCUGUUGUUAAUAGCGCUACAUUGUGACAGUAUAUAUUUGUAUUUUAGAUAUUUAGCUAAACGUGUUCUUUAGCGACCAUUACGAUCUCGUACAUCUUUCAUUGAGGAUAUAGUCUAUUUGUCAACAACAUUUCGCCAUAUUACGUCUAUCGAAUUUCUGUUAAAUGUCUUUUGGGGAUUUGGAAAAGGGCGCUCCCAGGGCAUAUAAUGUUCCAUGGGGGGACGUCACCUCUUCAUCGUUCUCCAACGACUCCGCCCAAGAUUCCACCACCUUUGACCGCGCCUCCCACACCAUCUUCACCAUCUCCAAUAAUGUCGCAACGAUCCAAAAGCUCGUUUCCCAAUUCGGCACACCAAAGGACACGCACGACAUGCGAACGCGGUUACACUCCCUAACAGAAAACACCCGCGACAUGGUCCGUCAAACUGGUGCAGAUCUCAAAGCCCUCCUAGGACGCCCACACCAACCCCAAACCCUCCGCGACCGGCAAAGAAAAAUGGCGCACCAAAAACUCUCAAAGGACUUUGAAAGCGUUUUGAAACGAUUCCAAAGUGUUUCGCAAGUAGCUGCUGAAAAGAGUCGGGAGUACGUUACGCUUGCUCGAGCUGUCCAAGCUCACGACGAACACCAUGACGACGACCAAGAAGACUCUGAAUCCCAACCUCUCAUGUCUCGACAGCGGGAACAGCUUGCAAUGUUGGAUAAUGAGAUUGAGUUUAAUGAAGCGUUGAUUGCGGAGCGUGAAGAGGAUCUGAAGGGGAUUGAGCAGAGUAUUGCGGAAGUGAAUGAGAUUUUUAGGGAUUUGGGGACAUUGGUGCAUGAGCAGCAGUAUAUGCUUGAUAAUAUUGAAUCUAAUGUCCAAUCCGUUGAAAUCAACAUGGAGAAUGCAACAGGGGAAUUACGUACUGCGGAUCGAUACCAACGUGCAUCGCGAAACAAGUUGUGUUGUGUGAUGGUUGUGGUGGCGAUGAUUGUUUUGGUACUGGUUUUGGUGAUUGUUACUUAGGAGUUAGAUGCCCUACUCUUUAGAUUUCUUUUUUUGUGCAUGUGAGUAUGUGAUGUAUAGUGUUUUUUUUUGGUGGUGUGGUUGCGCGAAAAGGAAAAGAUAUGUGAUUCAUUUGAAUGUUCCAUUUUUUGUUGGGUACCCGUUUAUUUCCUGGCCUGGGCGGAGUGCAAUACUGGAAGAACAUGUAAACUUUCGUUCUGUCAAUACAGUGUGCGCAGCAACAAUGUAAAAGA